UAAGAAAAACAACAAUGGCAGAGGCUGUGAGGGAAAGACGCAGUUCUCGUAAAAACACAAAACAGAAGAAACAAAAAGCAAAGUCUCCAAAGUUAGGAAUAACUCUGGAGGAUGAAGGUGAAGCAGGGUUGGAAGAAUUUUUACAAGACCUGGAGACUGAUCCGUCAUUAAUUCUACCACCAUCAGAACUCUCAGCACAGACAGAGACACCUGGUGGUCACAAUGCAAAGGCGGAGGAAACAGGGGGACAUAAUGCUGUAUCAGAGUGUGAAGGGACAGAAAGUGGUGACUUGAGACUUAGGGACACAAUACCUGAUACAGAUAGGAAAGAUUGUAUAGGUGAGAAAUCUGACAAGGAAACAGCUGAUACUAUGGUAUCUACAGUUUACACUGCAAAGGAACAUGACAACUCAGAACCUCAGAGGGAGAAUAAGGACAAAACUGACAUGAAAACACCGGUGGGAGAAACUGAAUCUGAGGGCAAGAGUGUUUCAGAGGUUGAAGUGUCAUCUGAUACUCAAGUAUUAGGGACUCAGGGGUUGGUUUCACCUUCUCAGUCUGAAGAUGUCAUAAGUGGACAGGAAAGUUUUUAUUCAGCCACCUCGAUGCUCAGUGAUAAAGAAUUAGGUCUGACAGUUUCUGACAAUGAUGUCAGUCAGGUGAUGUCCGAUGACAAAAUUGCACCGGACAAAACUGACACAGAAAAAAUGGAAGCAUCUGAAAUGAAGACUGAUUCUGGACCUCUAUAUCCUCAAAUCACUCCAGUUGGUCCAGACACAUUGAAACUAUUGGAAAAAGACCUUGAAAGGUUAAAUAUAAAAACUGCAUCUUCACAGCACAAUGUUUGUACGGAAAAUCAAAAGUCAAAACAGUUUGAGGAGCCGCGUCCUCAGGAGUCUGCACCUGCCAUGAUUUCUAUGAAGGGUGUUGUGGAGAAAGCUGCUAAAUCUAAAAGUGAACCGACUCUGGUUCGCAAGUUUCAGCCUCUCACUUUGGAACAACUUCAAAGCUUAUACUACAACCCGGAGCUGGUCAACAAUAUCCAUUUCAUCGAUAAGUUUGUGCAGCAUGAGGCAAAAAAGGAAAACCAUGAAUUCCUGGAGAUCUUAACGAGCUAUCUCAGUGCUCGUCGACAUUUCCAGCAGGCUGACGGAGAGAUUGAUGCACUACGGACAAACUACUCACAAAUGUUGGAACAAGUGUGGACAACAGCCAAACAUUCUAUCAAUGCUAAAGGGCCUUGUGGGGAUGGAUCCCAGUGUAAAACUACCCAUCUCUACGACAUGUGCGAGUUCAGUGAGACAAAUUUUGGAAGCAUGAAGCAGAUACUUGAGUCUAUACGUCACAACAUACAGAACCAAUUUGCCUUGUACUCAUAUUCUGUACAGCUGGCAAAACUUCAGGUGGAGUCGUACAUCCAUGAUCUGUUCAUGAGGUCACCAGUUCUGCGGGAAAUUCCAAGAAAUGCUCCGGUCAAUGCUUGUCUACAUCACAACUCUAAUGACGAACAUCAGAUCGUGCGACUGCGGGAGUGUAUCUCCAUCCUAUUCUCAUUCCAUCGCCGUCCAAUCAAGGAUGAGGAGUUUGUAAAGGAUACAAAGCAAUGGACCCUGAGACUGGUGUCAGCAUUGGCGAGGGUGGCCAGUUACAACGAUCAUCUAUUUAUCCUGAAUCAUGUGUUACGGUGCCCGGCAGGGGUUGGGGAGUGGGCUGUUGGGCUCAUACAGGUCCCAACUAUUUCCCAUGCUACGUCGCCACCCAUCAAUAUUGGCAGCCCGGUCCUUGAUCACCUGAUGACUUGUCUCGCUACCAUUCUCAUGCCCAUUCGGGGGAGGGAAGACUUCAUUUGUCUGAUGAAUGAAGCCAUAACUCCAGACCCUCAACAUGGCAACACAUGGAUAAUGGUGGACUCUGACGGAGAAGAGGACGAGGAUCCAAAGAAUGCAUGGAUGUAUCUCCUUGAAAAUGAUAUUGUGGCCAUAUUAAACCAGAUUCCAAUGAUGGAAGCAUACAAACACAUCAUGCUGAUGACAAAGAACAGCGACGGUUCGUUAGGCUACAAUGUGAAGCUGACAACAGACACAGUGAUAAUCAAGCUGUUUGCCUUUUGUACCUGUCUGAUUAAUCUCCUGGGAUGGGGCCUGCAGACCCACAGUAAGGGACGAUACCGACAGCUCAACAAACGAAUCGGUCGAAUGAUCAGACAAUGUGUACAGUAUGUAUCGGACCACUGGGAGAAUUUCCAGGAGGCUAACCGACACUUGUUGCCAUUGGAACUGUUGGAGAGACUACAAUUGGAGUAUAGUCAGUUCUUCCUGAGGGCCACAAAUUGUAUACUUACUGCUCAAAGACUGGGAUGUUGGCAGUUCAUGACAGACAUGCCCUACUCAACAUUGUCAGGGGAGAUGGCAUGGCAACUGGUGUGGCUUUUCCACCAGGGACGGGGACAGACCAUAAACCUGGAUGCUCUGCCUUCAGAGGAAAUCUGUAGGAAGUUUUUCUCCAACCCAGACAGCAGACACCAGUUGUGUGAUUCUGUACAACAGUUACCAGCGUCGGAAGCUAUCUACCUCCUCACUGCACUAGCCAACAUUGCUCAGAGCAGACGACAGCAGGAGAGCGACAUCAUACAUACCAUCUGUCUUUGUCUCUUUGAGGUGUGCUAUGUGUGUAGCAGCACCAGAGAGAUGUGUUCCAAGGUUGGUAGGGAACUGCUGGCUGCCAUAGCAACCAUCCACCCGUUCAUCUUGUCACUGUUGAUACAGGAGGCCAAAGACAACAUGGAGAACAUUGGCAUGAUGGCUGUUUACCUGUUCAAAGAGCUUCCGUUUGAUGUGUGGUUACCUAGGGAACAUGAUUUUGAUGUGAUAAGGCAGUGGCUACUGACCACAGAUCUGACCGACCCUGGUAAUCAGGUGGCGCGAUUGGUCCUAAACAAGAUCCACUGGGGAGUCGAACCAGAGACAAACCGUCUCUUUGUACCGUAUGAUUUCCACAAGAUGACGGCCAUCCUUCUGACUGAAGCCUACGGAAAGUUUGUAACCAACAAGAACCUCGGCUUCUGGUUCCUCGAGGGGAUGAAACAGGUGGCGUUGGUGGUGAAGCAGCAACAGACCAAUGAGCAGCAGUUUAACAACUGGUCUUGGGAGGUGGUGAUGAAGCUCCAUCUACACCUCAGUUGUCUCCCCUCCCCUGACCUUGCCAUGUUUCAGUCUGCUGGGGGUCCCCCUGACAUCACCAAAGACAACUCACUCCUGGCUGUAUCUAAAGGUGUUAAAGAAAACAACCCUAUGGCCAGUUUUGUGGCAGUCAUUUGCUCAAGUCAAGGUCACAAUGCCACAGAGUUCCUGGCAGAGGGACUCAGUCAGCUGUGUAGUCUGGUAGAGAACAACCAUUACAGGCCAGCACUCCUCGUACUUAACUGUACCAUUUCACUCUUCCUCAACAACCCAAAGGUCGUCAAUGAAAACGCUAGGUUCAUGAAGUGUAUCAGCAGUCUUUUGUCAGCUGACGAUUCCUUUCUCAAAAUAAGCAAACUGUGGACCCAGGAGUUUCCUGGACCAAUGACAAAGCUUUUCUCUUGCAUGAUCCAGGAUUGUAUAGACAAGGCCGCUCAUUUACCAGGUAGCUCAGCCCUGUUUGCGGCAGUAGACUUCUGGAUUCGUGUCAUCGUCAAGACAACCAAGUGGUUCCAGGACAGAAAAACAAAAGCUGUGACCAAACUCAAGCUACAGGUUUCCCCGGGGUUGCACAGCCUGAAUAUCUACCGUUGGGGGCGUCAGGCCCUGGAUAUGGAUGUGGAGCACUCCAUGGCACCUCUCGUCUGGCAACGAUUCUUUGGCCUCUUUGUCGGUCGGAUGGUAUCCCAAGUCAGCAUGCAGCAGCGAGCCAGUGUUGGGGAGAAGUUCUACGACGUUAGCAAGCAUACCUCCGAGCUGAAGAAGAUGAAGAAAAAACUGAAGGAAGGAGUGGACUAUCAUAUGAACUACCAGUCUCGGAUACAGCACCAGGAGGCAGAGUCCAACAGGGCUGAGGAAAGGCGAGAGGAAACAGGUGAUGAGAAGUCAACAUUAGAGGACCAAUCCUUCCUGCCGAGGCGCGACUUCCACCAACAACUCACAAGACUGUAUCAAACCUUCCAGCUGUGGACCGAGGAACCAAUGUUACAUGAUGCUAAUCUUUACCUACCUGCUCUCCCUCCACAGUAUCAGUCAGAUAGACUCCACCUGCUGUUUCAGAACCAAGUGGACCCAUGGCUGGAGACAGUUGACCAUGACAGGGUGCUAUUUGAGCUGGCCCAACUGACCAGUGAAUGGAACACAUCUCUGCUGGGUUCAGAGGUGAAACACACCGUUACCAAGGAAACAGGGAGGAUACCUACAGCAACAGAAAAAAUCAUUAGUCGGCUGCAGCGCCAUGAUCCUGUAAAAGAGUUACCUGACCAGCAGCCUCUGAAAGCAGUUGUAGAAGACAUCAGCAUCACUGUGAUGCAGGAGAAAGCUGCCAUUAUGCAUGUCCUGAAGGCUGACAUCAAUGCCCUGAAGGAUUACGCCAAGUCAUUUCAUGUUCGGACCUCCCAGCAUGUUGCCUGUGACGAUGAUUUCAGCAGACUUCUACCCCAACUCUACUACAACAGACCAAAACAGGUGAAGGUUACCAUAGAGUGUAAGAGUGUCAUCAACCCCCUACACAAGUGUUCUAACCCGGCAGUCGUCCACGUUAAUAUCAGGGAGAAGGCUACAGAUGAGGUGGUCCAGAGACAGACUGACGAGAAUCGAGCCGAGUUCAAACAGCUGAUGAUAGAGGGACACAACCCUCCCCCACGGGUUGUGUGUGUGUCUGUUGUUCACUUGGAGAACGCCAUCACGAUGCUGGUGAAGUUGUCGCGGAGCUGUACAGAUGACGCCCUCCUGUCUCACUACAACGACGUUGCAUGCUCACUCUUCUUCCACGUGGCAGAAUCCUUCAACGAUGACAUCCAGUUUUACCCUCCCACUAAACAGUUCUUCUCCUCAUGUAUGGACUUACUGGGAAAGGAGUUCAUACAACAAAACCCAAGUCAGACAGAGUUUGUACUCCAGUUCUCAUUGGACAACCCAACGUUGGCCGGCCACAUGUCGCCACAUUUCAUCCCGCUCAACAGUGCCCAGCUUUAUGUGGCCAUGUACGAACGCCUGGUUCAGGUCCUACAGCAGCAGGCCCCACACCUUGUAUUUACACUUCUGACAAAGUUUGACAUCGAUGAAUGGCUGACAAAGUCCACUCCUGCCCUGACGGAGAUUAAGCGAUAUGGAGAGGUGUUAGGACGAGCCUUGUACAGCUGCGGGGCCAACCCAGACAGCAAGCACGAGCUAGUGUUUGAGAUUUACUGUACACAUAUGAACAGGCUGCUCCAGCACAGAUUUCCCAGCAAUGUAAUGGUGGUCCUGAACAUUCUGCUACAGGGUUCAGACCAGCAACAGAUCCAUGUGAAAUGUUGGAAUCUGUUUCAUAUGGCAUGCUUUGGAGACAAGGAGGUACAGAGGGAGGGGUCACCAAGUAAGGAAAGUGACCAAGAGCUGAUACUGACCACAGACCUGACAACUGACCAGGUACGUGAGGUGCUACAGUGGAUAGGGGCGUACUACCUCCAGCUGAGGAUGUCUUCGCAUGACCUGUCCAUGUUUGGUCUUUACCCCAGCCUACAGCAGUACAUUCCCUAUCUCAAGUGUACCAUCAGGGAUUUGCUCGUCUGUGUCACUUACAAGAUGGCACCACAAAUUCAGGACGGCAACUUUAACCAAGUACUGGACUUGCUGUGGCAGACGACACUAGAGACCUUCAAUCCCUGGAUACAGCCCCUCUCCAAACAGGAGGGUACUCUGUAUCCAUGGAUACAGGCUGACGCGGAGUCUGGCAAAGAGAUGGUGAAGGCCUUUCGACAUGUUCUGUAUAAUAUCUACACAACCUUUCAGUAUGUAUGUGUGCCGUACCAGCGCGACAUCCUGUCGGAGGUGUGGCAGUACUUUGCCUGCGUGUUGUGUACCAAGACCACACCUGCACAUGUGACACAGGUCUACACUGAGGUCCUACGACACCUGCCCUGGGACCGACUCACCCCAAACAUCCCCGUCCUGGAAUCAAUGAUGCAGCUGAAGGACACCAACAAUGCUGAGAGUUUUGAGUUACUUGCCUACAUCGUGUGUCAAGUUGACUGGACCAGUGUGCUACAGUUCUACGCCCAGUCAUACCCCGGGGAGGGACCGACCAAGGUCCUCAACUGUGUCCUCACCCUCCUCAUACAGAGCUUCGGGGAUCAGAAACACAUCGAGAUUCCAAUGCUAGAGCAGAAGAUGCAGAUAGCAGAAAAGUAUGAUUGGCAGCCAUUGGCCUCCGACAGUUUCCGCCAUGCCUGUAAUUGGCUGCUUCAGACAUGUGACCCUGGGUGUGUCUUGGUGGAGAGAUCGUCGUCGACAGCUCUAGGAACUAGGUUGAUUAAAGCAGCAUCAGGGUUCAAUGUCCAGUACUCUGGUCAGUGGACGUCCGAGUUGUCGACCAAACGUCAGUGUUACGUCCACACCGUAGUCCAGCUUCUGUGUCAGUGUACAUUUGGGACCAACAUCAACCUGGGCAAUCUGUCCACUGCCAUUCUUAACCUCAUGACGGAGACGGAAACUGUCGGUGCUUCAGUGGUGGAUUUGAGAAUGCAACGAGAUGAAACUUUAGAUUUGGUCAAAGAAAUCUUUGGUUUACUCAACAACUGUAACCCGGAAAACAAUUCCCUGGAUGUUGUCAUGACAACGGUUGUCGAGUGGCUGCAGUCAUCACCACGAAGCAUCCUCCUGUUGCCUUGUGUCAAGGCUGCAUCGCGUUGCCUCGCCUCCCACACACAGAUUGUACGCAUCGUGGAGGAAUGUAUCCAUGUUUACUUCAAGGGAGGGAUGGACCAGACUGCGGGUGGAGGCUGGGACCAGGUGUUAGCGGCUAUACAGAUACCGGACUUGAACACUGAAGAGUUCCUCGAGACCGCCCUACAAGAGGAGUCGUAUCUACUGCUGUACGGAUACUGUGUCCUCCAGCAGCCUCUCUGUCAAGACGUUGCACAAUUCUCAAACCUCGUAAACAUUAUACUGACCUGGAUCAAUAAAGCCAAACCUACUGCUGAAAAUGAGUCGAAGCUAAUGCUGCUGUGCUUCAAGCUCCUAGAACUUGUGCUUCUACAGCUAGACUUCAGGACCAAGCAUGCAGACUGCAUCAAAACUCUCAAUGCCUUUGUGGCAUCCCUACACCAGCUGGGAGAGGACAGAGCCUCGACUGGAAUCCUUGGGGCUAUUGGUUUCGGCAAACGGUCCACACUCUCCAUCAAAUUUCGUGUCAUUGCCCGCAGUCUGUCCGCGCUGGUAUCCUCACAGAUAUACGGAGAAACUGUACUGCGCAUGCAGCCAAAUGAACCACUUGCCAACACCUCACAGGCAAAGACUGAGGUUGGAGCUCUUCAGGCCUUGAAGUCCAAUAAACAAUACCAGCAGCAUCGCAGCGAGAUCCAGUCAGCGUGUGAUCUUGUGAUGAACGAACAUCAUUGUCUGCGGGAUGUCUUCACGCUCAUGCGUAACUUGUGUGUGGCAUUCUACCCAGACAAAGAAUAUCUCUCUGUGAUUCACCAGUACAAGUAGCUAUUGGCCAUGUGAUCUGUUCCCAUAGCAACAGGUCUAGUGAUUUGCUUGUGUGAUCUACACAUAUUAUACGAACCCAGAACAAAAACCCACCUGUCAUGUUUGAAUAUGACCUGUCUGCUGUUUUCACUUUGCAUAUAGAUACUGGUCAUGUGAUCUGUCAUGUGACUUGUAGGCAUAAUACAAUAGGUCAUAUGAUAUUUGUCCAAGGAGAACUUAUUUGAAUUUGAAAAGGUCCCUUGUUUUGUCAUGUUAACAUGUUGUUAAAUGUUGCAUGAAGUUAUGGAUCAUUAUUUGAAAGGCAUUAGUUCAUAUACCAGUUUCAUCAUGUGAUAUGUUGCUAUAAAUAAACACAUUGUGUCAUACAUUACUAUAAAUAUAAAUGAACCACUUACUAAUUUUGUGCAAUUAUACCUAUCACUUUAUGUCAUAAUUCAUAAAUAUGUUUAGACAUGUUAAUUACAUACAAACGUGUUUGAGGGAUAAUUAUGUAGCAGAACUGAACUGGUUCAACUGCUGGUGAACAUGUAACUCAAUUGCUGAGAGUGUCUGUCUAUAGUUCCGAAGGUCCUGGGUUUGAACCUCAAAGUCUGUCCGUGCAUUUACUCGCUCCUUUUACAAUAAUGUACAUAAAAUGAUAAUAUUAAAGGUAAAAACUGGUUUUUUUUUAGUUAACUGCUUUUUAAAGAUGAGCCCUUGAGGAAUACCAAGUAACCUGUCAUAAACAGAUAAACUGGUGAGAGACAUAUAGAAAAUGGCAACCCUUUCUGUAGCAUAAUAGAUAAAAAAAUAACUCAGAUUAGCCCCAGUUUAAGGAACAAACUCUACCCUUAAUUACAUGAUGCGAAUUGUCUAUUUCAGCAAAUUUAUUGAUAAGAUUAAACAACAGGUUAAGCCUAUAUGAAUUGUCUUCAGCUGUCUAUGGCAUAUUUACUUCGAUGUAGUUUGGUACCCAUUUGUACUGCUAGGUAGUCUGGAAUAGUCCAUGUGAGAUCUGUGGAAGAAAAUAAAGAACUUCAUCUCUGGUUCUGAGUGUAAGGUAGAGGGACCAGGGCUCAGAACUUCACUUUAUCAAUGACCGUGACAUAUCACAGCAUCAUUGCUUGCUAAGUCUGGUUUGUUGACCAUAUGAGAAGCUAUCAAAGGGAUUUUAUCCUAAUUUGGGCUGGUGCAUCCUUUGGCCAAGGGGACUCAAUUUUGUAUAAACUGUAAGUGUGGCCGCCCUGGGGGCAGAGGUGGGGCCAACUAGGAGAAAUUUGUUGAUUUAAAGUCAACAUCUUGCUUCAAGUAAAUAGUAAGGCCGUUCCAGGAAUAAUGGGAGGUAGGGAGGCACUUUUUCAGAGACCACACCACCCAUGAAAUAUUAAAAGUGAUCUAAUAUAAGGAAUGGUACACAGAUCUGGUUUUAACCCCACCACCCAUAAUAUGUUAAUACAAGUGCCUCCCACCUCCCCCAUAUGAUGAAUUAUGGAAUAGCCCUUUAUUUUUAGUUUUACAAAUGUCUUUCAUUAUAAGCCUGAUAAUGUUGUGCAAUUACAUGACCUCUAUGUUACUGUAAAAUGUUACUAUAUUUAAAUGAAUUAUUAUUGUUCUGUAUAUAUAUAUAAUGUAGAUUAAUAAGUGUAUAUAAUGUAUGAUGUAUAGAUAUUAGUGUAUAUACAUUGCAGAUUUUGAGAUAUAGAGGUUGAACAAGACAUACAAAUGUAUAUACAGCCAUCGAUUGCCAUGUUUUAUGCUUUAAGUAGUAUUGGAUUUAUUACAAAGCUUACUAUAUACCGGUAAUAUGUUUAAGUUGAUAUUAAAAAUAUCUUUCAAAAUACUCGUUAAUGCAUACAUAGUCUUAAACGUCAUUCAUUUUGUUUCCUUUAAAACUGAACAGCUGUUAUCAAAAUACUGUAUGCUGGGAAUUUUUUGCUGCAGUUAAAUUUUGAGCUUUUUUUUAGCCUUCCCAUUGUGAUUGUGUAAUGACAGCUAUGAUAAGUAAACAACACAAUAAACAUAACAAUUAAAUGUGAAGGGCGAAAUUAACACUGGGCGAAAAUUGAUUUUGUGGACGAAGAGCGAAAUUAACACCGGGCGAAAAUUGAUUUUAUGGAUGAAGAGCGAAAUUAACACCGGGCGAAAAUUGAUUUUUGGACGAAGAGCGAAAUUAACACCGGGCGAAAAAUGAUUUUAUGGACGAAGAGCGAAAUUAACACUGGGCGAAAAUUUCCCAGUCUACAGUAUUCACCCAGUGUUAAUUUCUCCCUUGACAUGUAAUUACUAAACAAGGUAUUAUGUGUACUAACUUUUACUGCCUGAUUAUUUUGCCCUUGUUUCAGAGGGCAAAACAUAUUUGAAAGUUAAACUGGGGUAAAUGUCCUUGUAUACAGUACUUGAUAUCAGAAACUGAUGUUUGUUGCCCAUUUCACUAUAAAGGACCAGUGUUUAUUUGUUGUAUACAGUGUCAUUGAUAUUGUUUUUCUGUUCAUUUUUUGGUGUGUUGCUGGUUUUUGUUUUGUUUUUGUUUAUAUAUAAUCAAAACCAUUGUGAGAAAGUAUUAAAUGGAGGGAUAAGGGGAGUAAGAGUGGUUAAGAUAGGGUUGGAAAUGGUUGCGAUGUCGGGGUGGGGAAGGGGGGCCCCGAUGAAUGAGAUAGGGAUUAAUAGAAUCUACCUCGACCUUGACAGAGAAAUUUCAAACCAAAGAGACAACCAAAUAAUCAUCCUGGGGGUUGGAGAUAUCUGUAUCUAUAACACCAUCAAGAUAUGUGCCAUUUUUUCUCCCAUCAUUCCAAUACUAUGUUUAAAAACAAUAGUUUUCAGCAGUUGUCUUGAUCUGCACACAGCCUUUCCUUUCAAGGGCUGAUUACGAUGUCAGGGUGACAGAAAAAUAUGGGAGACAAUUUGGUCAAAGAUGGGAGAGGGAAAUGUUGCAUUUUGGGAUAGGGUGAUUGAGAUGGGGGCGGGUGAUUGAGAUGGGGGCAGGUGAUUGAGAUUGGGGCGGGUGAUAGAGUUGCCCCGGGUGAUUGAGAUGAGUAUAACAUCAUUUAGCGUAAAAAAGUGGUAGUGUUAUUAAUAUAUUUUCAUGUUAUUUUACAAAACAAAGAUUUAUGAGUUGUUUGUUAUUAUUUACUCAUGUUCUAUGUAGAUAUAUUACAUAUACCCUGUAUUGUGAUUUAUAGUGCUUUCUGCCUUUUAAGAUUAGGAGAGAAAUAUUCCAAGCAAUUUUAACUAUUCUUACGUUCAAUCACAGAGUCAUUCAAAACAAACUUAAGAAUAUUUCGUUUAGAUUGAUUAUGAAAUUAUUUUCAUUUUUACAACUCCUAAAUGUGACAAUAUCAGCUCUGUGUUGUCCUCGGACAACUCAGUAAGUGUAAGGGAUAAGGUGAUGUAAGAAUUGUUUAAAUUGGUUGAAUAUUUCGACCACGGUGUAAAAGAUAGAGGAACGUAUGAAGUGGAUUAGACUACUGUAGUUAUUGUGUGUUUACUCUGUCUAUAAGUUAAAGAUAUGUAAUAUGUUUUGUGAUGUACGUAAAUAAGUUCCACGCAUGAUGGGAAUAAGUUACAGUGUAUAUAAUUCAUAUACAUUGUGUAUAAUGUAUAUGAUAUACAUUAUAUGUAAUAAUUUAUAUAUAAAAAAAUAUGUAAAGUAGACAUGCUUUAUAUAAUGGUAUUGGUAUUAACAUUAUAUAUAAUGUGAAUUAGUUACAAAUAAGUCAUGGUUUUACAUUUUAUAUACAUUGUAUAAUGGAUCGAUCAGUAAGAUGGUACAGUGGAACCCACUUAUUAUGUUGUACAUUGUGUUGUGUAUAAUGGAAAUAAGUUAUAUAAUGAUAUAUACAUUAUGUAUAAUGGAAAUAGG
Molecule: messenger RNA, 11493 nt
Organism: Mizuhopecten yessoensis (Yesso scallop)
Lineage: Eukaryota; Metazoa; Mollusca; Bivalvia; Pectinida; Pectinidae
Product: ectopic P granules protein 5 homolog
Exons: 45
Coding region: 15-7652 (2545 amino acids)
Biological process (GO): autophagosome maturation
Cellular component (GO): cytoplasm
Source: RefSeq, a predicted model, not a curated record